Eurypyga helias (sunbittern) is the source of this 860-nucleotide messenger RNA. Its product is annotated as major facilitator superfamily domain-containing protein 6-like. Gene Ontology annotation, cellular component: plasma membrane. The transcript has 5 exons. Gene Ontology annotation, molecular function: transmembrane transporter activity. The annotation marks the transcript as partial. The record is from RefSeq and is a predicted model, not a curated record. NCBI's taxonomy places the organism in Eukaryota, Metazoa, Chordata, Aves, Eurypygiformes, Eurypygidae. Gene Ontology annotation, biological process: antigen processing and presentation of exogenous peptide antigen via MHC class I.
AGUGCUUUAUAUUGGUCUUGCCUGUAAUACAGCUCGAUACAUUUACAUCUCCUAUCUGGAAAACGCCUGGACUGUUCUUCCAAUGGAAGUACUUCAAGGUGUCACGCACGCGGCUAUAUGGGCAGCUUGUAUUUCGUACCUGAGCGCGGCAGUGCCUCCGGAGCUGAGAACGUCGGCCCAGGGAAUCCUGCAGGGUCUCCACUUGGGUCUGGGCAGAGGAUGCGGGGCUAUGGUCGGAGGGGUUUUGGUCAAUUACUUUGGUCCUGCUGCCACAUUCAGAGGAAUAGGGAUGGCUUGUUUGGUGAUUCUCCUUCUAUUUGCACUGAUCCAGUGGCUGUUGGUUCCUGAUGAAGAAGAAGAAAAGACAAUGCUGGCGGAAAGGAUCCCAGUGCCUUCCAGUCCUGUUCCUAUAGCAACGAUUGACCUAGUCCAACAGCAGUCGGACGAUAUCAUGCCUCGAACUGAGCCCAGACUCCCUCUGAAGAAAACGAAACACCAAGAAGAGCAAGAGGACGUGAACAAGCCUGCCUGGGGCAUCAGCUCUUCUCCUUGGGUCACCUUAGCUUAUGCUGUCUACCAGAUAAAAGAGAUGGUUAAGCUGUCCAAAACCAAUCCAACUCCCGAGAAUCAGCCUUUGCAGAAAAUCAGUGAGAACUGCAGUGCUUCAUCAGCCAGCUCAGCAAGACAACCCCAAAAUCCAACCGAUUCCGGGCAGCCCGGAAAUUGUUCCGCACCAACACCUACAGCACCAUCCGAUUCCCAAGUAGAUGGCGACCACGUUGUGUCGGAUCACGAUGCUCAGCCUGCCACUGCAGGGCUCUGAGAUGCGCUCAUCUUACCAAAUCCAGUGCAUGGAAUUC